Molecule: messenger RNA, 456 nt
Organism: Lodderomyces elongisporus
Lineage: Eukaryota; Fungi; Ascomycota; Pichiomycetes; Serinales; Debaryomycetaceae
Gene: YNK1
Product: nucleoside diphosphate kinase
Exons: 1
Coding region: 1-456 (151 amino acids)
Biological process (GO): CTP biosynthetic process; GTP biosynthetic process; UTP biosynthetic process
Molecular function (GO): nucleoside diphosphate kinase activity
Source: RefSeq, a predicted model, not a curated record
AUGUCUGACGAAAGAACUUUUAUUGCUAUUAAACCAGAUGGUGUCCAAAGAGGUUUGAUCUCUGCUAUCCUCGGUAGAUUCGAAAACAGAGGCUACAAAUUAGUCGGUAUCAAAUUGGUCCAACCAACCGAGUCCUUGUUGAGAACUCACUACGAAGACUUGCAAUCCAAGCCAUUCUUCCCAUCAUUGUUGUCAUACAUGUUGUCUGGCCCAGUCUUGGCCACCGUUUGGGAAGGUAAAGACGUUGUUAAGCAAGGUAGAGCCAUCUUGGGUGCCACUAACCCAUUGGCCUCAGCCCCAGGUACCAUCAGAGGUGACUUUGCCGUCGACAUGGGUAGAAACGUCUGUCACGGUUCAGACUCUGUUGAGAGCGCCAAGAAGGAAAUUGACUUGUGGUUCAAGCCAGAAGAAUUGGUUGACUACAAGCCAGCUUUGUUUGGAUGGAUCUACGAGUAA